AUGGCCAUGCUAGUGAAUGUGUCCCGUGCCGAAGCGUGUAGCUGUAACAGCCACUCGGACCGCUGUCACUUCGACUGGACCAUGUACCUGGCGAGCGGUGGCCUCAGCGGGGGCGUGUGUGACAACUGCCGGCACCACACGGAGGGGCUGCACUGCGAGCGCGGCACGCCCCUCUUCUACAGGGACCCCCUCAAGCCCAUCUCGGAUCCCUACGCGUGCCUCCCCCUUUGCGGAGCCCGAGUGUGCGCGCAGGAACCGGAGUUCAGCUACGGCUGUGCCGAGGGCAGCUGCUACCCAGCCACGGGCGACCUUCUCAUCGGCCGUGCGCAGAAGCUCUCGGUGACCUCGACGUGCGGGCUGAACAAGCCGGAGCCCUACUGCAUCGUCAGCCACCUCCAGGAGGAUAAAAAAUGCUUCAUAUGCAAUUCACAAGACCCUUAUCACGAGACACUUAAUCCUGAUAGUCAUCUCAUUGAAAAUGUGGUCACUACCUUCGCUCCAAACCGCCUUAAGAUAUGGUGGCAAUCGGAAAAUGGCAUGGAAAAUGUCACAAUCCAGCUGGAUCUGGAAGCCGAAUUCCAUUUCACUCAUCUCAUCAUGACUUUCAAGACUUUCCGGCCAGCCGCCAUGCUGAUCGAACGCUCGUCCGACUUUGGGAAGACGUGGGGUGUGUACAGAUACUUCGCCUACGACUGUGAGAGCUCAUUUCCGGGCAUUUCCACUGGCCCCAUGAAGAAAGUCGAUGACAUAAUUUGUGACUCCCGGUAUUCUGACAUUGAACCCUCAACGGAAGGAGAGGUGAUCUUCCGGGCUUUAGAUCCUGCUUUCAGAAUAGAAGACCCGUACAGCCCCCGGAUCCAGAAUCUGUUGAAGAUCACCAACUUGAGAAUCAAGUUCGUCAAACUUCAUACCCUGGGAGAUAACCUCUUGGACUCCAGAAUGGAGAUCAGGGAGAAGUACUACUACGCCGUGUAUGACAUGGUGGUUCGAGGCAAUUGCUUCUGCUACGGCCAUGCCAGUGAAUGUGCCCCUGUGGAUGGGCUCCGAGAAGAUGUGGAAGGCAUGGUCCACGGACACUGCAUGUGCAGACAUAACACCAUGGGCUUAAACUGUGAGCUCUGCAUGGAUUUCUACCACGAUUUACCAUGGAGACCCGCUGAAGGUCGGAAUAGCAACGCCUGCAAAAACUGUACCUGUGACCCAGCUGGUUCUCAGAACGGGGGGAUUUGUGACAGCUACACCGAUUUUUCUGUGGGCCUCAUUGCUGGUCAGUGCCGGUGUAAAUUAUACGUGGAAGGAGAGCACUGUGAAAUUUGCAAAGAAGGCUUCUAUGGCCUCAGUGCAGAAGAUCCAUACGGUUGUAAAUCUUGUGCGUGCAACCCCCUGGGGACAAUACCUGGAGGAAAUCCUUGUGAUUCGGAGACUGGCUCCUGCUACUGUAAGCGGCUGGUGACAGGACAGCAUUGCCAGCAGUGUCUGCCAGAGAACUGGGGGUUAAGCAAUGAUUUGGAUGGAUGUCGACCUUGUGACUGUGACCUUGGGGGCGCCUUAAACAACAACUGCUCUGCGGAGUCCGGCCAGUGCGCCUGUCGACCCCACAUGAUCGGCCGUCAGUGCAAUGAAAUGGAGUCUGGCUAUUACUUCUCCACCUUGGACCACUACAUCUACGAAGCAGAAGAAGCCAGCUUUGGGCCUGGGGUCAGCAUCGUGGAGCGGCAGUAUAUCCAGGACCGAACUCCUUCCUGGACUGGAGCGGGCUUCGUCCGAGUACCCGAAGGGGCCUACCUGGAGUUUUUCAUUGACAACAUACCUUAUUCCAUGGAGUACGACAUCCUAAUUCGCUAUGAGCCCCAGCUGCCCAACCACUGGGAAAAGGCUGUCAUCACAGUGCAGCGACCUGGAAAGAUCCCGGCCAGCAGCCGCUGUGGUAAUACCAUACCCGAUGACGACAACCAGGUGGUGUCCCUGUCACCGGGCUCAAGAUAUGUGGUCCUUCCCCACCCUGUGUGCUUCGAGAAGGGCGUGAAUUACACCGUGAGGCUGGAGCUGCCCCAGUACACCUCCUUGGACAGCGAGGUGGAGAGCCCCUACACGCUGAUCGACUCGCUUGUCCUCAUGCCGUACUGUAAGUCUCUGGACAUCUUCACCGUGGGCGGUGGCUCCGGAGACCAGCUGAUCACAAACAGCGUCUGGGAGACGUUCCAGCGGUACCGCUGCCUGGAGAACAGCAGGAGCGUUGUGAAAACGCCCAUGACGGAUGUGUGCCGGAACAUCAUCUUCAGCAUUUCUGCCCUCUUGCACCAGACGGGCCUCGCUUGUGAGUGCGACCCUCAGGGCUCUUUAAGUUCCGUGUGUGACCCCAACGGAGGCCAGUGCCAGUGUCGGCCCAAUGUGGUGGGAAGAACCUGCGACAGGUGUGCUCCUGGCACCUUUGGCUUCGGCCCCAGUGGAUGCAAAUCUUGCGAGUGUAACCUGCAGGGCUCCCUCAGUGCCUCCUGCGAUCCCGUCACCGGCCAGUGCCACUGCUUCCAGGGGGUGUACGGGCGCCAGUGUGACCGCUGCUUACCUGCCCACUGGGGCUUUCCGAGUUGCCAGGCCUGCCAGUGCAAUGGCCAUGCCGAUGACUGUGACUCAGUGACGGGGGAGUGUGUGAGCUGCCAGGACUACACCACGGGCCGUAACUGCGACAGGUGCUUGGCCGGUUACUAUGGCGACCCCAUCAUUGGGUCCGGAGAUCACUGCCGCCCUUGCCCUUGCCCAGAUGGUCCCGAGAGCGGACGCCAGUUUGCCAGUAGCUGUUACCAAGAUCCUGUUAGUUUGCAGCUUGCGUGCAUCUGCAGUCCUGGAUACGUGGGCGCCCGGUGCGAUGAGUGUGCCCCAGGAUUCUUUGGCAACCCCUCGGUUGUUGGUGGGACGUGCCAGCCUUGCCAGUGUAACCACAACAUCGACACCACGGACCCCGGCGCCUGUGACAAGGAGACCGGAAGGUGCCUCCGGUGCCUGUACUACACGGAAGGGCCGCACUGCCAGCUGUGCCGCUUCGGCUACUACGGAGACGCCCUCCAGCAGGACUGCAGAAAGUGUGUCUGCAAUGAUCUGGGGACCGUGCGCGACUACUGCAAUGGCUCCGACUGCCAGUGUGACAAAGCCACUGGCCAGUGCCCGUGUCUCCCAAACGUGAUCGGGCAGAACUGUGACCGCUGUGCGCCCAACACCUGGCAGCUGGCCAGCGGGACUGGGUGUGGUCCCUGCAGCUGUGACCCUGCCCAUGCCUUUGGGCCAUCCUGUAACGAGUUUACAGGGCAGUGCCAGUGCAUGCCCGGGUUUGGAGGCCGGACCUGCAGCGAAUGCCAGGAACUCUUCUGGGGAGACCCCAACGUGGAGUGCCGAGCCUGUGACUGUGACCCCAGGGGCAUUGAGACGCCACAGUGUGACCACUCCACGGGCCAGUGCGUCUGCGUCGAGGGCGUAGAGGGGCCGCGCUGUGACAAGUGCACUCGAGGCUACUCGGGGGUCUUCCCCGACUGCACGCCCUGCCACCAGUGCUUCGCGCUCUGGGACACGAUCAUCAGCGAGUUGACCAACAGGACCCACCGAUUCCUGGAGAAGGCGAAGGCCUUGAAGAUCAGCGGGGUGAUCGGGCCUUACCGCGAGACUGUGGACUCGGUGGAGAAGAAGAUCGACGAGAUAAAGGACAUCCUGGCCCAGAGCCCCGCGGCCGAGCCGCUGAGAAACAUUGGCAGUCUCUUUGAGGAAGCCGAGAAACUAACCAAAGACGUGACGGAGCGGGUGGCUCAGGUAGAAGGGGCGCUGUCGGACACAGCGGCCCAGAGCAACGGCACGGCCGAAGAGCUGGACUCGCUGCAGGCGGAGGCGGACCGGCUGGACGACACGGUGAAGGAGCUGGUGGAGCAGCUGGAGUUCAUCAAGAACUCGGACGUGCGGGGCGCCUUGGAUAGCAUCACCAAGUACUUCCAGAUGUCUCUGGAGGCUGAGCAGAGGGUGAACGCCUCCACCACAGACGCCAACAGCACCGUGGAGCAGUCGGCCCUCACUCGAGACAAAGUGGAAGACUUGAUGCUGGAGCAAGAGUCCCAGUUCCGGGAGAAGCAGGAGGAACAGUCUCGCCUCCUCGAUGAGCUGGCCGGCAAACUGCAAAGCCUGGACCUUUCGGCCACCGCUGAGAUGACCUGUGGAACGCCUCCAGGGGCCUCCUGCUCCGAGACGGAAUGCGGCGGCCCCAACUGCAGGACCGAUGAAGGAGAGAGAAAGUGUGGGGGGCCUGGCUGUGGAGGUCUGGUCACUGUGGCGCACAACGCCUGGCAGAAGGCCAUGGACUUUGACCGAGAUGUCCUGAGUGCCCUGGCUGAGGUGGAGCAGCUCUCCAAAAUGGUCUCUGAAGCCAAACUGCGAGCCGACGAAGCCAAGCAGAAUGCGCAGGAGGUUCUGCAGAAAACCAACGCCACCAAGGAGAAGGUGGACCAGAGCAACGAAGACCUGAGAAGCCUCAUCAAGCAAAUCAGGGACUUCCUGACCCAGGAGGGCGCGGAUUUGGACAGCAUCGAGGCCGUGGCUAACGAGGUGCUGAAGAUGGAAAUGCCGAGUACCCCGCAGCAGUUACAGAACCUGACAGAGGACAUCCGAGAGCGAGUGGAAAGCCUCUCCCAGGUUGAGGUCAUCUUGCAGCAGAGUGCUGCUGAUGUUGCCCGAGCCGAGAUGCUGUUAGAAGAAGCCAAAAGAGCCAGCAAAAGCGCCACAGAUGUCAAAGUCACUGCCGACAUGGUGAGGGAGGCCCUGGAAGAAGCCGAGAAGGCCCAGGUGGCCGCCGAGAAGGCAAUUAAACAAGCAGAUGAAGACAUCCAAGGAACACAGAACCUACUGACGUCGAUUGAGUCUGAAACGGCAGCUUCUGAGGAAACCUUGCACAAUGCGUCCCAGCGCAUCAGCGAGCUGGAGAGGAACGUGGAGGAACUUAAGCGGAAGGCUGCUCAGAACUCGGGGGAGGCUGACUAUAUUGAAAAAGUCGUAUAUAGUGUGAAGCAAAGUGCAGAUGACGUUAAGAAGAGCCUGGAAGGGGAACUCGAUGAGAAGUAUAAGAAAGUAGAAAAUCUAAUCGCCAAGAAGACCGAAGAGUCAGCCGAUGCCCGGAGGAAAGCAGAAAUGCUCCAAAGUGAAGCGAAAACCCUUCUGGCCCAAGCUAACAGCAAGCUGCAGCUGCUGAAAGAUUUAGAGAGAAAAUAUGAAGACAAUCAAAAAUAUUUAGAAGACAAAGCUCAAGAAUUAGUGAGACUGGAGGGGGAAGUCCGCUUGCUCCUCAAGGACAUAAGCCAGAAAGUUGCUGUUUACAGCACCUGUUUGUAAUGCGGGAGGAAGGGCUACAAGUUUAAGAAGCUGAGGUGACCAAAGUAACAAAAUAAUGCCUACAUUUUUAAAACCCGACUUAAUGCUCUUCAAAAUAAACUCACUAUUUAAUGUUUUUAAUUACCAGAUUUUGUAUGGAGUUCAAUAAAGUACAGUGUUUUUGUAUAAA
This is a messenger RNA of Echinops telfairi (small Madagascar hedgehog), 5530 nucleotides long. RefSeq names its product laminin subunit beta 1 (gene LAMB1). Gene Ontology annotation, molecular function: extracellular matrix structural constituent. Gene Ontology annotation, cellular component: laminin trimer. Gene Ontology annotation, biological process: basement membrane assembly; substrate adhesion-dependent cell spreading; cell migration. Lineage: Eukaryota; Metazoa; Chordata; Mammalia; Afrosoricida; Tenrecidae. The transcript has 33 exons. The record is from RefSeq and is a predicted model, not a curated record. The coding region runs from base 1 to 5361 and encodes 1786 amino acids.